Messenger RNA from Suillus bovinus, 582 nucleotides. RefSeq lists its product as uncharacterized. NCBI's taxonomy places the organism in Eukaryota, Fungi, Basidiomycota, Agaricomycetes, Boletales, Suillaceae. The transcript has 3 exons. The record is from RefSeq and is a predicted model, not a curated record. The coding region runs from base 112 to 495 and encodes 127 amino acids.
GGGACGAUGCAGACAGUCAAUUUUCGGAAACAUUUUCUGAACAAGGACAUAAUAUACAUAACCCCCCACUGAGGAUGCCAGAGCCUGCAUCUUUACAUCCCCAUAUACGAGAUGGAAUCACUCGAGCAGAUUCUUUUAGCUACGGCAAUGUUUCGGGUCGUCACAUGCCUGACGACCCUGCUAUCACCCACAUCGACAGAUCGAAUGACUCAGGGAGCGAUCACACUGUCGAGGCGCCAAGGACGCCAAUGUCUAAUCACUCUCAUACGAGAGCGGCUUCUAUACACACGCCGGGUGGUUACCCGGCGAAGACCCCCACUAAUAUAUAUGCGGACGGCCACGAGGUUUGCAUUUGAUAUACGUUUUCCGACAACUGUAAUGAUUGCUUAUAGACUCGCCCGAUACGAUACGAUGAAAUCCACCCAGCUGGGCACGGCCGGGCCUCUCACUCAGGUAGUCGUGGUCCUAUUUAUUACAUCAUCCCUGGCGGGGUGAGUGUCAUAUUCCAAGAUGAAUACGGGAAUGAAGUUGCAAGAGUUGGUGAUUUCAGCGGGCGCCCAACACGCUCUGCACCCUUUGUUG